Messenger RNA from Diversispora eburnea, 318 nucleotides. Lineage: Eukaryota; Fungi; Glomeromycota; Glomeromycetes; Diversisporales; Diversisporaceae. The record is from the annotation of a GenBank genome assembly.
AUGACAAACAACAACAAUGUUAACCCUCCACCUCUUAAUAAUCCCAACAAUAAUCAUUUAAAUACUCCCGUUGUUGUGAUUAAUAAUAACGUUAAUCCUCCACCUCUUAAUAAUCCUAACAAUAAUCAUUCAAAUACUCCUGUUGUUGUGAUUAAUAACAAUAACCUUACAACUUACGAGGAAAUAAUUCAAAAUAGAUUUUUGGAUUUUUUAUUUAAUGGAGAUUCUAAUAUUAAUCAAUCUUCUUCGGUGAGAUUGGCUGAUGUGAAUCCGCAAAGAAUAGAUGCUUCAUUUUUACAAAAUGGAGGAGAAUUCUAA